Gadus morhua (Atlantic cod) is the source of this 2101-nucleotide messenger RNA. RefSeq lists its product as uncharacterized. The coding region runs from base 34 to 552 and encodes 172 amino acids. Lineage: Eukaryota; Metazoa; Chordata; Actinopteri; Gadiformes; Gadidae. The transcript has 2 exons. The record is from RefSeq and is a predicted model, not a curated record.
AUUGGAAGGUCCCACAGGUAGUCUAUCUGACCAAUGGGCUCCGCACAUACCGUCCAACAGUGUCCACCAAAGAUCUAUGUCAACGCGCGUUGUUCCCUUCACAGGCUGGGUUUGUUGCAACACGUCGUCGGCUGUAGCAGUUCAUUGACUAGGUGGCUUUUCCCGUUCAUGUCGGCGUUUAUCACAAUCUGUAGCCUAUAUUCAACGCACCCGGUGAGAUUGGGAACUGGGCUACCCGUAGAAUUCACCGGAGAGCCCUCCGUUCACCAUCACGUUAGCCAGUCUUUCAUAGCCUGGCAGCGGCGGCAUCAGGUCCCAGAAAAUGGGCCCACCCCCCAGAACAUUAUUUCUCCCGGAAAAGUAAAGCAGCAGCAGCAGCCGCCGCAGCAGCAGCAGCAGCACCAGUACAAAGCCCACCUUCGCCGGAUCUCUCCUGUCCAGACCACCCCUCUGUUCCUGCAUGGAGGCCAAGGCCAAGAGCGGGGCCGCCACGCCCAAGGGGGCAGCGGUCAAGGUGGAGAAAAAGGAGCCAGCUGCCCUGCGCAAACCUGACCCUGUCCCAGUGGUGCCCGAGACCGAAAACCUUCCUUUGAAAGAUGACAAGGCGGAGACGGAAGCUACGACUGAGGCAGAAGAGGCUGCGACUCCCAGCACAGACUGUCUUGAAAACAUGAAACCAUUCCUGAUUGGCGGCGCCGUGGUUGCAGUGGGCGCCAUCUUACUGGGCGUCCUGCUACUAGCAAGGCGAAACUAAACCCUACAUUCUCUAUAGCUAUUUAUUGGGUAAAUGGAUUGAGUCGGUCGCACACUGUCCUUGUAAAGAUAUAGGUAGGAAGCUACUGUGAAUUUUGUGUUGCUCUCUCACUAAACAAGCUUGCCGUGAAAAUUGGAUUAUAAAAAGGAUGCCCUUUAUGGGACCAAAAUAUACCAAACAAUGCAUGAAUGUUCUUUAUCUCUUCGAUUGCUUUUGAUUCGUAAUAACCCUCUCAUGGAAGCACUCACACUGUAGUCCUGAGCCAACAUACCUAAAUGCUCUCACCUUGUGGAAAAGCUCUAAUCUUUUUCCUUUCACAUCUAGUGUGCACAUUCGGGCACUGACCGAGGCAUGCAAUAUUUGUACAUUCUUGCAUUAGAAAUAAUAUAUGUCACUCUUGAUUUUUUUUUACGUUGCUCUUCACAGUUAGUUAUGGGUCAAAGAGGGUCAUUUCAAAGGGAUUAUCACAUUUCAAGUUAAAAGCAAAACACCUGUUUGGGGAAAAGAAGUGGAGGGAAAUUAAUGGUCAAAUAGUCAUACCUGGUAAAAACGGUGUACAUACAUUAUUUUUAUUUAUAGUGGCUUGACAAGUCAGUAGCCUCUUAGAUUAGAUGUAUUGCUCUGAUCUCUGGGAAAAUAGUUUGGAAGGUUAAAAACUGAACCUUUAGUCAAUUAUUUAAUUUUUUGUCUAGAAUCGUAUCCAUACAGGCAUAGUGGCUACUUCACCCGGACUAAGCCAAGUAGUUGUCCUUAAAACCUCACGUGUAUAAUGUUGAUGAAGAUGAGGUACAGAUCAAUUGCAAUUAUAUGUCAAUUCACACACACACACACACACAAACAUACACACACGCAAACACACAUACGCACACACACACACACCUGCACGCACACCCACGUACUAGUCUUGGAACCACGCAGCAAGGUGUUAUAACACACACACUAAGUGGUCCUUAAAAUAGUUUUUAGGGAAAGUUUAUCUUAUGAAACAAUAACAUUAUUUGACAGCCCUAGCAUAGCAUACAGACGUGUAAGGAGACCGUCACCUUAUAUUGUAUAAUAUAGUAUACAGAAUUUUAAAAAGUCUCUUUCUUUUCAUUAUUUCAAGAGCGUAUAAAUGCAAUAAUUCAGAUAGGAAUCUCAUUUUAGCACAAUAUUGCUGCAGCAGUUCAAAUAGCAUUGACGGCAGUGGUGGUGGUCAUGAUGAAAUUAACGGUGAUUUCCUUAUUCUUUAUAAAUCCCUGCUACCUUUUUCUUUAUACAUUAUCUUUCAUCUGCCUUCAAAGCUAUUUCAUGUACAGAAGUCACCUUGUAAUGACUAAUAUAUUAAAGGCAAUCGACUACACCAAA